CAUAAUGGACACGCUGUCACCAGUCACCACUCGCCACCACUCGCCACCACAUCGGUGAAGGGAGGCGAUGGCUGGCAUGGAACUAAUAUUUUCAACAGUCUGCAAUGCCACUUUUUGCGAGAGCGUAUACGAUAACCCAGUUACUGAUACGCAUCUAACUGCACGGCAAAAUGAGUUGUUGUAUUUGAAGAACGAAGUAAACGGUAAACAUCUGGUGAUUGGAACCUUUAAUAACUAUCCUUGGAGUUGGGUCGAGAAGAACGAAAAUGGCACCUUGAUUGGUAAUGGCGUGGCGUUUGCUCUUGUCGAAAUUCUGCAAGAAAAGUUCAACUUUACAUACGACGUCGUGGUUCCUGAGAAAAACAUGGAGUUGGGCGGGCGGAAAUACGGGGAGUCCCUGGCUGAUCUAGUCAUAAAUGGCAAAGUCGACAUGGGCGCCGCGUUCCUGCCGAUACUCGUGAAAUUCAAGAAGUCAUUGCAGUACUCGUUUCCGCUGGGCGAGGGGCUGUGGUCGAUGAUGCUGAAGCGGCCCAAGGAGUCGGCGGCGGGGUCCGGUCUCUUGGCACCUUUCGACACCUACGUUUGGUGCUUCAUACUGGCCGCGGUGUUGCUGUACGGGCCUUGUAUAACCCUCCUCACACGACUGCGAUCUUAUCUCAUAAGGGACUACGAGAAGCCUAUACCGUUGACGCCCAGCGCUUGGUUCGUUUACGGGGCGUUCAUCAAACAGGGAACGACUUUGGCGCCGGACGCGAACACCACUCGAGUUCUCUUUGCUACAUGGUGGUUGUUUGUUAUACUUCUGUCCGCCUUCUACACGGCCAACUUGACUGCUUUCCUCACAUUGUCCAAGUUCACGCUGGACAUUGAGUAUCCUGAGGAUCUGUUGAAGAAGAACUACCGAUGGGUGGCGCCCGAGGGUGGAGCUGUAGAGUUCGCAGUGAGAAAUCCGAACGACGACAUAUACUAUUUGAACAAAAUGGUUGUGAACGGCCGCGGACAAUUCCGCUCGGUGAGCUCGGACGAGGACUUUCUGCCGUACGUUACCAGCGGGAUGGUUCUGAUCAAGGAGCAGAUUUCCGUCGACGGUCUAAUGUAUAGGAACUAUCUAAAAAAAGCUAAGGAGGGCAUAGAAGAGUCGGAGAGAUGUACGUUCGUUGUCGCACCGAAUUUUUUUAUGAAAAGGAGCAGGGCGUUCGUAUACCCGAAGAAUUCUACGAUGUACAAGCUUUUCGAUACAGUGCUCGUAAGCUUGGUACAGUCGGGCAUAAUUGAAUUUCUGGAGGACAAAGACUUGCCCAGCACGAAGAUAUGUCCGCUGGAUCUUCAGUCGAAAGACCGGCAGUUGAGGAACACAGAUCUGCUGAUGACUUACUACGUAAUGUUUGCGGGUUUAGCUGCAGCUGUUGCGAUUUUCUUCGGUGAAGUCGUUUUUAAGAGAUACUUCCAAGUCAAAGUGACUAACAAGAAAUCACUUAUGGAAAAGAGAACAAGGAAAGCAAAUAAAAUGAAGAAGAGUGAUUCUAGUCGCCCACCACCUUACGAAUCUUUGUUCGGAAAACGAUCCAAGGUCCGAUUCACUGAUGAUUCUGAGAAGAGAAUAAUAAAUGGCCGACAGUAUUGGGUCACGAAAAAUGAGUACGGGGACACAAAAUUAAUUCCUGUGGGUACACCGUCUGCUUACCUUUACCGAUGAGAGGAAUUGGGAGUUGGUAGACCUUUUGGUUCCGAUUCUCGUACCUCAAACAUUUUCGAUCUCAGGCUGACUCGCUCGCGGCUCGUAAUUACGAAGCGUCGAGGUA
Molecule: messenger RNA, 1802 nt
Organism: Aricia agestis (brown argus)
Lineage: Eukaryota; Metazoa; Arthropoda; Insecta; Lepidoptera; Lycaenidae
Gene: Ir76b
Product: ionotropic receptor 93a
Exons: 8
Coding region: 68-1696 (542 amino acids)
Cellular component (GO): membrane
Molecular function (GO): ligand-gated monoatomic ion channel activity
Source: RefSeq, a predicted model, not a curated record